This is a messenger RNA of Papilio machaon (common yellow swallowtail), 651 nucleotides long. RefSeq names its product 60S ribosomal protein L18 (gene RpL18). The transcript has 4 exons. The record is from RefSeq and is a predicted model, not a curated record. Gene Ontology annotation, molecular function: RNA binding; structural constituent of ribosome. NCBI's taxonomy places the organism in Eukaryota, Metazoa, Arthropoda, Insecta, Lepidoptera, Papilionidae. Gene Ontology annotation, cellular component: cytosolic large ribosomal subunit; ribosome. Gene Ontology annotation, biological process: translation. Bases 73 to 624 code for a protein of 183 amino acids.
UUGGUAACAUCGACCAGAAAAGUCAAAUAGUGUUAUUGUCUAUUGAACUCUCUUUUUCUUCCGGUUGUCAAGAUGGGAGUGGACAUCAACCAUAAACACGACAGGAAAGUUAGGCGCACCGAAGUUAAGUCUAAGGAUGUAUACCUUAGGCUUUUGGUUAAGUUGUACAGAUACUUAGCAAGACGUACAAAUGCUAAGUUCAACCAGAUUAUUUUGCGUCGUCUAUUCAUGAGCCGCAUCAAUCGACCACCGAUUUCACUGUCUCGUCUGUCACGUCACAUGAAAAAGCCAACCCGCGAGGGUCUGAUUGCGGUGGUGGUUGGUACAAUCACCAAUGAUGUGCGCCUCUACAAGGUCCCCAAGCUAACAGUAGCUGCACUACACGUUACUGAAAAGGCUCGUGCUCGUAUCUUGGCUGCUGGAGGAGAAAUCCUUACUUUCGAUCAGCUGGCUCUCCGUGCGCCGACUGGCCGCAAGACGGUGCUGAUCCAGGGUCGCAGAAACGCUCGCGAGGCGGUGCGUCACUUCGGGCCCGCGCCUGGAGCUCCACGCUCGCACACGAAGCCCUACGUGCGCACCAAGGGCCACGAGCGCGCACGGCCGAGCCGUCGCUCCAACGUUUAAUCAUUUUAAUAUAAGGAGUACUAUCUA